Messenger RNA from Arabidopsis lyrata subsp. lyrata, 1405 nucleotides. RefSeq names its product probable inorganic phosphate transporter 1-2. The transcript has 4 exons. NCBI's taxonomy places the organism in Eukaryota, Viridiplantae, Streptophyta, Magnoliopsida, Brassicales, Brassicaceae. Gene Ontology annotation, molecular function: transmembrane transporter activity. The record is from RefSeq and is a predicted model, not a curated record. Gene Ontology annotation, biological process: transmembrane transport. The coding region runs from base 85 to 1257 and encodes 390 amino acids. Gene Ontology annotation, cellular component: membrane.
ACAUAUCUUCUCUCUCUUAGCCUCUCCUUCAACUCUCCAUAGAAGUUCUUAAUCUCCUUCAAAGCUGAUUAAGAGCUCAAGGUAAUGGCUGAAAAACAACUAGGAGUGCUAAAGGCACUCGAUGUUGCGAAGACGCAACUUUAUCAUUUCACGGCGAUUGUCAUCGCCGGUAUGGGUUUCUUUACCGAUGCGUACGAUCUUUUUUGCGUGUCCUUGGUCACCAAGCUCCUUGGCCGAAUCUACUACUUCAACCCGACGUCAGCGAAGCCUGGCUCACUUCCCCCUCAUGUUGCGGCCGCGGUCAACGGUGUGGCCCUCUGUGGAACCCUUUCUGGUCAACUCUUCUUCGGAUGGCUCGGUGACAAACUCGGAAGGAAAAAAGUGUACGGUCUCACUUUGUUGGUGGCCAAGAACAUCAAACAAGCCACAGCAGACAUGUCCAAGGUCUUACAUACAGAUCUUGAGGUUGAGGAGAGGGCCGAGGAUUUCGUCAAAGACCCCAGACAAAACUAUGGCUUGUUCUCCAAGGAAUUCCUUCGGCGCCAUGGGCUUCAUCUCCUUGGGACUACCUCCACUUGGUUUUUGCUUGACAUUGCCUUCUACAGCCAAAACUUGUUCCAGAAGGAUAUUUUCUCGGCCAUCGGAUGGAUCCCAAAGCCAGCCACCAUGAACGCGACCCAUGAGGUUUUCAGGAUUGCUAGGGCUCAGACUCUUAUCGCCCUUUGCAGUACAGUCCCAGGCUACUGGUUCACAGUUGCUUUUAUUGAUAUCAUUGGAAGGUUUGCGAUCCAGCCAAUGGGAUUUUUCAUGAUGACCGUUUUUAUGUUUGCAAUUGCCUUCCCUUACAACCACUGGACCAAACCAGAAAACCGUAUCGGAUUUGUGGUUAUGUACGCUCUCACUUUCUUCUUCGCCAAUUUUGGUCCAAAUGCAACCACUUUUAUUGUCCCGGCUGAGAUUUUUCCAGCCAGGCUAUGGUCAACAUGUCAUGGAAUAUCAGCCGCGGCUGGUAAGGCUGGAGCCAUCAUUGGAGCCUUCGGGUUCCUAUAUGCAGCUCAGUCACAAGACAAGGCCAAGGUGGAUGCAGGAUACCCACCAGGCAUCGGAGUUAAGAACUCACUGAUCGUGCUUGGUGUUCUUAACUUCAUCGGUAUGCUCUUCACCUUCCUUGUCCCAGAGCCAAAGGGAAAGUCCCUCGAAGAACUCUCUGGUGAGGCUGAGGUUAGCCAUGACGAGAAAUUGUUAUAUAUUUUGUGACGAUGAAACUUUUGUAAUUUUCUAUUUUAAUUUUGUUAUUUGGAGUGCGAUGUUUGGUUUUGUUUUCAUUUUAUUCGUUCGCUGACUUGAAGGUAUGAUGUUAUAAGAAUAUUUAUGAUAUCAUUUAAAUCUUGUUGAAUAUUUUGAA